AUGGCUGCAUCAAUUGCUUCAUAUUUGAAUGUGUUGCUAGGGACACCACCUACAGGACACACAGAUUCAAACAUAACUAGCGAUGAUGAACUUAAAUGGAAAUGGAUUGAAACUUUUCUUUCAAAGAGGUUUGGGUGGCAAUGGAAGGAUGAAAUUCGCAAUUAUCUUAGAAAGUUUGCCAUUCUUCGUGGGCUUUGCCAAAAUGUUGGGCUAGAGCUUGUGCCAAGGGACUAUGAUAUGGAUUCCCCCUUUCCUUUCAAGAAGUCAGAUAUAAUUAGCAUGAUCCCUGCUUAUAAGCAUGUUGCUUGCUCAUCUGCGGACGGGCGUACACUGUUGGAAUCAUCCAAAACUUCUUUGGAUAAGGGGAAAUUGGAGGAUGCUGUAAAUUAUGGGACUAAGGCACUCUUGAGACUCGUUUCAGUCUGCGGUCCUUAUCAUCGGAUGACAGCAGGAGCAUACUGUCUGUUGGCUGUGGUACUAUACCACACAGGGGACUUUAAUCAGGCUACCAUCUAUCGGCAGAAAGCUUUAGAUAUUAAUGAGAGAGAGCUUGGACUUGAUCACCCUGACACGAUGAAAAGCUAUAGAGAUUUAGCUGUCUUCUACUAUCGGCUCCAACACAUGGAGCUGGCCUUAAAGAUGGAGUCAAAAGUUGAUACUUUGGGAGAUAUGUGGUCAGGAAAAUUUGAACCAAAUGAAAAUGUGAAUAUCAGUCCAAAUUAG
Messenger RNA from Fraxinus pennsylvanica, 723 nucleotides. The record is from the annotation of a GenBank genome assembly. NCBI's taxonomy places the organism in Eukaryota, Viridiplantae, Streptophyta, Magnoliopsida, Lamiales, Oleaceae.